Monascus purpureus is the source of this 405-nucleotide messenger RNA. NCBI's taxonomy places the organism in Eukaryota, Fungi, Ascomycota, Eurotiomycetes, Eurotiales, Aspergillaceae. The record is from the annotation of a GenBank genome assembly.
AUGGCCGAUGCAGUCACGUUUGUCCGCGAAUUAUACGUGACAGCCUCACGGCCCGAACGGCCAUUGAUAGAAGAGAGCCCAGGUCCGUCCGUCCGGGGACGCCAGAAUAUCAUGGCGGAUAUCAAGAACAACUGUUUUGGACAUCAUGCCAGCAGUACGUGUGCGAUUGGGGCGGACGAUGACCCGAUGGCGUGUCUCAACUCGCGCUUCCAAGUGCGCGGCGUUGAAGGCCUCAGGGUUGUUGAUGCCUCUGUCUUCCCGCGUGUGCCGGGUUCAUUUCCCCAGCUGGCGACUUAUAUGAUCAGUGAAAAGGCGACGGAUGUUAUUGUUGAAGAUGAGGGAUUGAACGUGGAUCUUUCCGUACUGGAGGCAGGUCUAGGGGAUCUGGCGUUGAGAGAUGGAUAG